AUGCCUCAACAUCUUUUUGAUGAAGAGGCAAAUAGCUAUAUCCCUCCUAGUAGUGGUAUUCUUGUUGGUGAUGCCGCUAGUGGUGCUAUGGGUCCUAAUGCGGAGCACGCCUCGAGGGUGGGGCAGGCUGCUGCAGGCUUCUGUUUGACCCUGAUUCCUUAUUCCACAUCCUUACAUCCUCAUCGGGUUAGGCGGGGGCAUAAAAACACGCGUCAACACAGCCCCCAUUCCAGUUCGUGCCCUGUUGAGAAACUGAGGAAAUAUGGAGCUGUUGAGUCCAAGGGUAGAAAAGAUGAUAUGGCUUCAGCGGUAGAGUAUUGGCUUCAAUCUUUAGAGAGGAUAUUAGAGCAGAUGCAGUGCUCAUCUCUAGACAGUUUGGUUUGUGCCACUUCUUUAUUGAAGGAGGAAGUUUAUCAGUGGUGGGAGACAGUAUCACGGACAAUCAGUGUUGAGCAGAGGACUUGGAAUUUGUUUCUUUUUGAGUUUAGACAGAAAUACAUUGGAGAAAUCUAUAUUGAUCAUCGUAAGGUAGAUUUUCUGGAGCUUAAGCAGGGCAGGAUGACUGUGUCAAAAUAUGAGAGAGAGUUCAUCCGAUUGAGUAGCUACGCUGCAGAGAUGAUUCCUACUGAGUUGGACAGGUGCAAGCGCUUCAGGAAAGGCUUGCAUAAUGAAUACAGAAUGCAUCUGGUCACUCAACCUCAUACAUCAUUGUCUUCCCUAGUGAAGGCAGUAUUAGAGCUUGAGGAAUCCAGUAGUAAGAGGCAUAGAGGUGCACCACAGACCUGGUCUAGACCAGUUCAGAGGCAUGGUCAGGGCACUUAUGGUAGAUCAACUUCACAGACCACAUCUGUUGCUAGUGGUGGAGGUGCUGCGUGGAUUGAUAUUUCGACAUGUACUGUAGGGAGGUUAGCUCCCUUUGUUCCGAGAGACAGAGGCAGAGGUCGUAGUGAUACAGUAUGUAUUGGGAGUCAGAGGCCGAUUUCAGAGAUAGUGGAUAGACUUGAGUCCAGAGCACCUGCCAGAGCGUAUGCUAUCAGGACUAGGGAGGAGCAGGAUGCCCCAAAUGUCAUAGUUGGUACAUUCUCUAUCUUUGAUGCUUCUGUACAUGCUUUGAUUGAUCCUAGCUCUACGCAUUCAUAUUUGUGCAUACAUGUGGGUAGACUGGGUAAUAUACAUGCUGACAUGUUAGAGCAUAGUAUUGUGGUCACUAAUUCCUCGAGUCAUGGUGUGAUAGUUAAUCGGAUGUAUAGGGAUUGUCCGUUGGUUAAAACUGGGGGUUGGCAUGGAAGACUGAAGAGUGCUCAGGCAGAAGUGACAUAA
This is a messenger RNA of Jatropha curcas, 1320 nucleotides long. NCBI's taxonomy places the organism in Eukaryota, Viridiplantae, Streptophyta, Magnoliopsida, Malpighiales, Euphorbiaceae. The record is from RefSeq and is a predicted model, not a curated record.